AAUAAAAAAAACUAAUACAUGUAAAGAAAAACAGCUCUAGAAGAAAUAGCUGAAAAAGAAUCAUCAUUCGGAAAAGUAUACAAAGUGGCUGGACCUCUAGUCGUAGCUGAACAAAUGACCGGUGCAAAAAUGUACGAACUCGUAAAGGUAGGAUGGAAUAAAUUAGUCGGAGAAAUCAUUAAACUUGAUGGAGAUACAGCUUCUAUCUAAUGUUAUGAAGACACCUAUGGAUUAACAGUAGGAGAUCCAGUAAUGAGAACUAAAGAGCCCUUAUCUGUUGAAUUAGGACCAGGAAUUCUCACUGAAAUAUUUGACGGUAUCUAAAGACCAUUAUAAGUUAUUGCUGAUGUAUCUUAGAGUGUAUUUAUCCCAAGAGGAGCUGACGUUCCAGCUUUGGAUGGUAAAAAGCUUUGGCAUUUUGUUCCUUCUGUAAACGUACGUAUAGGUUCUAAGGUCACUGGUGGAGAUAUAUAUGGAACUUGUCACGAGAAUAAUUUAUUUACAGAACACAGAAUCAUGAUUCCCCCAGGAAACAAAGGAGCAGUAACAUAUAUAGCCCCUGAAGGUGAUUAUAAUAUCCACGAAACAAUCCUUGAAACCGAGUUUGAUGGAAAAAAAUCCAAAUUUUGCAUGUCUCAUUUUUGGCCUGUUAGAAAACCUAGACCCGUUUAAGAAAAACUAGCAGGAAAUACUCCACUUUUAACCGGAUAGAGAGUAUUAGAUAGUCUUUUUCCUUCCGUUUUAGGAGGUACUUGUGCCAUUCCUGGUGCUUUUGGUUGCGGAAAAACUUGCAUUUCUUAAGCUUUGUCGAAAUAUUCGAACUCCGAAGUCAUUAUAUAUGUCGGAUGUGGAGAAAGAGGAAACGAAAUGGCAGAAGUACUUAGUGAGUUUCCAGAAUUGACUACUGUAGUGAAAGGAAAGGAAGAAUCUAUUAUGUAGAGAACAUGCUUAGUUGCCAAUACCUCCAAUAUGCCUGUCGCAGCUAGAGAAGCUUCCAUAUACACAGGAAUUACACUCGCUGAAUAUUUUAGAGAUAUGGGUUACAAUGUAAGUAUGAUGGCUGAUUCAACAUCCAGAUGGGCAGAAGCUUUAAGAGAAAUUUCAGGUCGUUUGGCCUAAAUGCCUGCUGAUGCUGGUUAUCCUGCUUAUUUGGCUAAUAAACUAGCCUAUUUCUAUGAAAGAGCUGGAAGAGUUAGAUGUUUUGGAAGUCCUGAUAGAGAAGGUUCGAUUUCUAUAGUAGGGGCUGUGUCUCCACCUGGUGGUGAUUUUACAGAUCCAGUUACUGUAGCUACUUUGAGUAUAGUGCAAGUUUUUUGGGGUUUAGAUAAGAAAUUGGCUUAAAGAAAACAUUUUCCAAGUGUAAACUGGAAUAUUUCUACUUCAAACUAUGAAAGGUAAUUAGAUCCUUACUUUAAUGAUUUUGAUCCUGAAUUUUCAUAUUUGAGAACUUAACUUAAAGAAAUUCUACAUGAAGAAGCUGAAUUAAAUGAAAUUGUGUAAUUAGUCGGAAGAGAUUCACUUUCAGAAGAUUAAAAAUUAAGUUUGGAAAUCGCCAAAAUCAUUAGAGAAGAUUUCCUCUAAUAAGAUGCUUUUUCAACUUAUGAUUAUAUGUGCCCAUUAUAUAAAACUGCAGGUAUGAUGAGAUGUAUUGUUACUUAUUAUGAUUUAGCAAGAAAAGCUAUUAUUGAGUCUUCAGGUGAAACUAAAUUGAAUUGGAAUUAUAUUUAACUUGAAACUAAGUCUUUAUUCACUUAACUUACUUAAAUGAAAUUCUUGAGCCCUAAAAUGAGUAGAUAGGAAAUAGCAUAAUAUGUUAAUAAAUUCGUUGAAGAUUCUAAUAUUGCUUUUAGAAAAAUGACUGAUAAUUGAGUUUAAUUUUCUCUCUUUUUUAUAUUUACAUAUAUGAUAUUGGAAAGUAAAAAAAACUAAUAUUUUUUUAUUAAAUACAUAAUAUUUAGUUUUUUUUUAUUUGAAUAAAAAAAUAAA
Ichthyophthirius multifiliis is the source of this 1986-nucleotide messenger RNA. RefSeq names its product vacuolar ATP synthase catalytic subunit a, putative. Lineage: Eukaryota; Ciliophora; Oligohymenophorea; Hymenostomatida. Gene Ontology annotation, molecular function: ATP binding; ATP hydrolysis activity; proton-transporting ATPase activity, rotational mechanism. The record is from RefSeq and is a predicted model, not a curated record. Gene Ontology annotation, biological process: proton transmembrane transport; ATP metabolic process. Gene Ontology annotation, cellular component: proton-transporting V-type ATPase, V1 domain. The transcript has a single exon.